AUGGCGUCUCUCUUCGUCAAGCUGGGCUCUGUGUCUGACCUGGCAUCAUCAGGCAGAAUUGUCAAGGAGCUGCCAGAUCGCUGCUUGGUGCUUUUCAGGAAGUCCAAUGGCGAGCUCGUGUGCGUGGAGGUCCAGGACGCAGAGUACGCCCAGCGCGACAGCAACGACCUGCUGGCCCUGCCCGGCAGCAAGACGCACAGGGUCAUUUGCGACACUGACGGCAUGCUGAGCAUUGCGCCCACCCCCAAGUCGGCGCCCGUGUUCGACAACACCGCUGGUCCUCGCAUCGGCGACGGCUACGGCCUUGGCGGCCCCAACGCCGCCGCCAGCGCCAACAUGCCCCCGCCGCCGCCGCCGCUGGUGCCCUUCGCCGGCCUGGACCGCAAGGCGAUGCCGCCGUCCCCCGCCAAGCCGUUUGCCAUGCAGGCGUCGCCCGUCAAGCCCAGCCCCAUGAAGGAGCGCAUCGACAGCGCCACCACCGCGGUCGCCUCAAAGGCCUGGGGCGCGCGCCAGGCCAGGAUGAGCGAGUUCUUCGGCAGUGCCAAGGCCGCCGCCAAGCCGACGGCGGCGACGGCGCCCGCACCCAGGGCGGCGCCGCAGGUCCUGGGCACUGUUCAGGACAUGGACUUCUGA
Molecule: messenger RNA, 633 nt
Organism: Monoraphidium neglectum
Lineage: Eukaryota; Viridiplantae; Chlorophyta; Chlorophyceae; Sphaeropleales; Selenastraceae
Exons: 4
Coding region: 1-633 (210 amino acids)
Source: RefSeq, a predicted model, not a curated record